Messenger RNA from Brugia malayi, 2940 nucleotides. RefSeq lists its product as uncharacterized. The record is from RefSeq and is a predicted model, not a curated record. Gene Ontology annotation, molecular function: scavenger receptor activity; protein binding. Bases 1 to 2940 code for a protein of 979 amino acids. The transcript is spliced from 23 exons. NCBI's taxonomy places the organism in Eukaryota, Metazoa, Nematoda, Chromadorea, Rhabditida, Onchocercidae.
AUGCAUUACUUACUUAAAUUAUUCCCUAUUGCUGUAGCAAGUUUCACCAAACUGGUUCACUGUAAUGAACCAACUGGAGAUAAUGUAUGCGUAGUACCUGUAGAAAAAGAAUUACUUCAAUUGGAGGAAUAUGUUCACAAGAUACCACACAGGACGAAAGUUUGGUGUGGUGAUACUAACAAAGGUUUCAAUUGUAAUGAUAUUAGGUAUGAUGAAAAAAUAUCUCAUCGACAUGUGCCAAGAAUUGUAGUAGAAUAUGUAAAACGAUGUUGUGAUGGCUAUAAAAAAACUACCAAUAACACGUGCAUUCCUAUAUGUGAUCCACCAUGCUAUAAAGGUAUCUGUACAGCACCAAAUAAUUGUACAUGUAAUUCUGGUUUUGGUGGUCCUACAUGCUCGAUAGCCUGCCCAUCAGGAUUCUGGGGUCCAUCCUGUUCUUUGAAAUGUGAAUGUAAUCGCGGAGCUUCUUGCGAUCCUAUUACCGGCAUCUGCCAUUGCCCUUCUGGUUUUCAUGGUGAACACUGCGAGGAACCAUGUAAUGAUAAACGUUGGGGUCCAAGUUGCGCAUUCCUGUGUUUAUGUCAAAAUAAUGGUAGUUGCAGCUCAGUUGAUGGCUCAUGCAAGUGUCCUUCUGGAUUUUCUGGUCCACUGUGUCUUGAGGAAUGUGAGGAAGGAAAGCAUGGACCUGACUGUAUACAUGACUGUAAAUGCCAAAAUGGCGCAUAUUGCAACAAAAAAGAUGGCAGUUGCAUGUGCACUGCAGGAUUUUCGGGUCGAUUUUGUGAAAACAAAUGUAAAAAAGGUUAUUAUGGUAUUGACUGUGCAUCAAACUGUUUCUGUUACAAUGGAAAUGAAUGUGAUCCUGUAACUGGGAAUUGUCAUUGUGUUGGUUUUACUGGAAAACACUGCGAAGAGCCAUUUUGUCCAUUUGAUCGUUUUGGACCAAACUGUGAAAAUGAAUGUGCAUGCAACCCAAACAAUACGAAACUAUGCCAUCCAAUUAUUGGUUCCUGCAAUUGUCGUGCUGGUUAUACGGGAGCAGGCUGUAAUUCUCCAUGUCCGACAUCGUAUUAUGGUGAAAAUUGCAAGAAAAAAUGCGAGUGUAACCUAAAUACCGGUUCCCAAUGUAAUCCGGUAACUGGAAAAUGCAUUUGCGCUGCUGGAUAUCAAGGAAUUCGUUGUGAUGAAAAAUGUCCUGAAGGUUUAUUUGGUAUGGACUGUAAAUCGAAAUGCAAUUGCAAAAAUGGUGCAUCAUGCGAUCAUCGUUUUGGUACCUGUAAGUGCACCGCUGGUUGGCGAGGACCACAGUGUAAUCUGCCUUGUUGGGGUGGUCAUGGUAAUACAGAAUGUCGGGUAUGCAGUUGCAAAAAUGGUGCCGGUUGCAAUCCGUUAACUGGUGCAUGCAUUUGUCCGGCUGGAUGGACCGGAAAAAGUUGUGAUGUGCCGUGCAGCAAAGAUUUUUAUGGUAUUAACUGCUCGCAAGAAUGCCGAUGUUGGAAUGGCGCCACAUGCGAUCCAAUAAAUGGCGAAUGCAGUUGCGCAGAUGGAUGGGCGGGACCGGAUUGCUCAGUGUUAUGUCCUUUGGAAGAAAAAGAGAAUUGCUUGGAUUCAUGUCCAUGUGUUCAUGGAAUUUGUAUGGGUGAUUCCGGGAAGUGUGAUUGUCGUCCAGGUUAUGCUGGCCGUUUAUGUGACAGAAAAUGUCCUUUUGGUUACUACGGAGAGAAAUGUGCGCAGAGGUGCGCCUGUAAACAUGGAUGUAAUCCAUUUACUGGCGAGUGUUUACAGUGUCCACCCGGACGAAGUGGUGUACUCUGUGAGCAAAGUUGUCCAUUUAAAACGUGGGGUGACAAGUGCAUGAAUCAUUGUAAUUGUGCGGAAAGUGCGGAGUGCGACAGCAUCGAUGGUAGCUGCCAGUGUUACCACGGUUUCACGGGUGCGAGAUGUGAUCUAGAAUGUCCGACCGGUAAGUGGGGCAUGAAUUGUUCUCAAACAUGCAACAAAUGCAAGAAUAAGGGUGAAUGUGAUCCGAUAGACGGUGAAUGUCAUUGUGCACCUGGCUUCAUGGGAGAAAAGUGUGAAUUAACCUGUGGGAUGGAUCAAUGGGGUGCAGAUUGCCUAAAUGAAUGCAGAUGUGCAAGUGAUCGCAAGUUAUGCAAUCCAGUCAAUGGUAUUUGUCAUUGUGCUGCCGGUCUUAUGGGCGAUCUGUGUAAUCAGUAUUGUCCUGAAGGUUCGUGGGGUCCAGAUUGCGUUUUCCGAUGUUCUUGUGAAAUGGAAAACUCGAGAUGCCAAGCAACAACGGGUGAUUGUGUCUGUCAUCCAGGAUUCACUGGGCCGAAAUGUGAUCAAAUCUGUCCUGAAGGUUUUUGGGGAGAACAGUGUGCGCAUGUUUGCGACUGUGGUGAAGAUAUUUGCAACCCGGUGAUCGGUUGUUGCAAGAAGAACGAUCUUUCCUGUGAUCCUACCAAGCUGAAGCAUCUACCGAAAGAGCGCACUACAGUGGUAAUUAUGAGCUCAAUUGUUAGUGGCCUAUAUGUGAUAAUGAUUAUUCUCCUAAUUCUUGUUUUUUACUAUCGACGAAAAUAUGUAAAGGAACGUGGUCCUACUAUUCCUAUUAUCACUUAUCAUCCGACGGUGACAAAUAGUGAACCAAUCUCAACGAAGAAUGGAUUCAACAAUCCGCUUUAUAGAAAGAGUGCAAGAAUAGCAACGAACGAUCAGCUUGCAGGAAAGAAUAACAAAUUUGAACAUCUGGCGAACAAGGAGCAAUCUGAUCGGCUUCAAAACGACUAUGCCAAGUUUGAUGAUUUCUAUGCAGAAAUUGAUCCAUCAUUUGAUAAUGGAAAGAAUCUCGAAAAUUCCAUAAAAGGUGUUUAUGAUUAUGGAAUUAUAAAGGAACAACUAAAUUAUAAAGUAACCACUACUAAAAGUUCACUGGAAUGA